AUGACAGGUGGUUCAUUAAGACAUAGAAAUUUGGGUGUUGGUGAUAUUGGCAAUGCUGUGGAUACUGUGGUUGAUGAUCAUAAUUAUAGAAAUAGUAGAUCAAGACAAAAGAGACAGUCUCUUGCAUCUCGUUUAAUAAGAUUAUUUAUUUGGACAGUAUUAGCAAGUUUAAUAUUUUUAUUGUUUAAUGUUCCAGAUCAAGACAAUCUUUUAAAAUUUUCAAGUGUUUGUCUUUCUCUUACUUUUAUUAAUUAUAUAUUUUUGGAAUACAUUCAACCAUUUAUGAAAAAUACUCAAAAACCCAAUUAUAAAUAUUGGCAACAAGAUAAAAAUUUAAAGAAAUAUAUAAUUUUAGCUACAAUUACUGGCACGGUUGGUUUAACAGGAAUGUCAGUUAGUUUGUGGGAUGUUUGGGGAUUUUUUGGGGCACCUUUAGUGAUAUCUUCAUUUUUAAUGUAUUUAGAAUGUGUAGUAUAUAGAUCCGAUUAUGAUAUUAAUUUGGAUGAAGAGGAUCAUGAACCACACGAAGAAAUUGGUAAAGCAUUAGUUAAAGUUUCAAGUUCAAUAAAAUAUUUUAUUCUUAAUGGACAAUCAUUACGCUCGUCACCAGGAACAAUUGAAGUUUGGUAG
Entrophospora sp. SA101 is the source of this 630-nucleotide messenger RNA. Lineage: Eukaryota; Fungi; Glomeromycota; Glomeromycetes; Entrophosporales; Entrophosporaceae. The record is from the annotation of a GenBank genome assembly.